UUUGAAGCAUGAAAUGCUUUUUUAAUCACCUGAAAAGACAGGCCACAAAAUAUAAGAAACAAUUGAGAAAAAUGUGAAAAUGAUUGACAACUGUCUGAAUAAUUAAAAACAUGUUAGAAAAACAACCAGAGCAGCAGUCAACAUUUAGUAAAUGCAAGUCGUUAUUUAGGAAUACCAGUUUGCUAUUUGAAUUUCAAACCGAAACAGUAAAACUGCUUGUAUACAACUAUGCCAUCGUGCUACUUAUAGCAAAUCAAGAAGUGGGCUGGAACUACAAAUUCAAUGGUAUGGAAAUAGCAAGUCGCUACGGCCAGGAACUCAUCGAACCGACUAUAUUGUCGAAAUUUGGAUUCUGCUUUCGACUGCUAACAAUAAUAUUAAACACGCUCGCCGUAAAUGUCAUCUUUAGUCCGAAACGAAAUAAUCGCAAAUUCCUAUUGCCAUGUAUACUUUGGAAUUUCUAUAGCAUUACUGCCGUAGCGGAAAAUAUUUUGGAAAUUGUGUGGACCAUGUACCUUUUGGAGGUGCCCUUUCACUUAUUUCUCACCAUUUCUAUGGUUGGUAUAUUUAUGAUUUCUUUACAAAGUAAAUUAACGCUGCAAGUGUUGCGUUUCUAUGAGUAUUUAAAUUAUGUAUAGAAUACAAAGAGGCCGUCAAAAAGCAAAGCAUUGUAAGCCCAAUUAUUAGUAGAUAUAAAAAAUAUAAUAAAAGAUAAACUAUGAUGGCUAAAUUAUCAGC
Messenger RNA from Anastrepha ludens (Mexican fruit fly), 738 nucleotides. RefSeq lists its product as uncharacterized. The transcript has 4 exons. Bases 111 to 638 code for a protein of 175 amino acids. The record is from RefSeq and is a predicted model, not a curated record. NCBI's taxonomy places the organism in Eukaryota, Metazoa, Arthropoda, Insecta, Diptera, Tephritidae.